AGCCCCUGAGAUUCUGCUAGGCCUUCCGUUCUGUGAGGCCAUCGACAUGUGGUCUCUGGGCUGUGUGAUAGCAGAGCUGUUUCUUGGAUGGCCACUCUACCCAGGCUCAUCAGAAUAUGACCAGAUUCGAUACAUCUCCCAAACACAAGGUCUGCCUGCUGAGCACUUGUUGAGUACCGCCACCAAGACAAAUCGCUUCUUUGUUCGAGACAACACAGACGGCAGCUAUCCCUUCUGGAGAUUAAAGUCGCCAGAAGAGCAUGAGCUGGAGACGAAGAUCAAAUCGAAGGAAGCUCGCAAAUACAUCUUUAACUGUCUUGAAGAUAUUGGCCAGGUAAGGCAAAAACAUAUCAAUGUGCCGACAGACAUGGAAGGCAGUGAACUGCUGGUGGAGAAGCUGGACCGCCAGGACUUUGUGGACCUGCUGAAGAAGAUGCUGACGCUGGAUCAGGAGCGCAGGAUUACGCCACGGGAAGCCAUCAUUCACAAGUUUGUCAGCUUGGAUAGGCUCAAAGACUAUCCUCACACAAUUAUUUACAAAGCCAGCUUGAAUGCCAUGGACAUCGCCUACAAGAGGCCCCACCGUAUGAUGGACCCAAGCUGCAGCAGUGUGAUGCACAGUGUCGUGCCUUCCACCCCUGGCAACUUUACACUGACUUUCAACAACAACCAGAUCAACAACCAGAUCAAUGCACUACAUUCACAGAUGGCAUCUUCCAACGGUCAUGGCCAGAAUGCCGCAGACCUGCAGUACCUUCAGUACUCGCUGCCCUCCGGUCCCUAUCUCUCUUACCAGGCAACUCCUGUGAGUCAGCACUUGGAUCAGAGAGUGGUUGCUGCGGCGGCCGCCGCUCAGAGGUCGUCAGGUCAGUUUGCACGCUCGGACCCAUUCCGGCAGUCCUUGUGUAUGCCGUCCCUUGUGGUGCCUGCAACUCUGCCAGGCUUGAACUCUCCUGUUCGCCCCAGUGCUGUAUCCAUGGUGUCACAGCCUGCGCCCACACUGCAGCUACAGCCACAACUGAUCAGCCAGGCAUCACAGCUGACCCCGGUUACAAUGGUGGACACUAGCCGCCCGGUCAUCAUGGCUAAUGCUCAUGGUAACUGGGCUAGUAGCCGUCCUGUGGUGAUGGGGCCUUGGCCAUCUCUGGCCCAGACAGCACAGAGGGUGCCCCAUCUGCAGGAGGCUUUGCCCCCGGAGGCUUGGAGACAACCUAUUAUGGUCGGCACAGACACUUUUGAUUCUGCACCAACCGCUGUGCUUCCUCUGAGUGCUUCUUCCCAACAGUGGAACAUUGGGAUGGUUCCUACAUCCUACUCUGUGGCUGCCAGACACACCUCUGCCCAGACCAGUAAAAGGCCUACUCGCUACAGGCAACACAAGGAGAUUCCUUCCACUCAGCUGUCCCCGGUGAAGAAACGGGUCAAAGAGAGCACACCGCCCUUGACCCUGAUUGACCACCCUCUGUACUGUCAUCCCGGAGCACCAUCAGCAGAUGAAGCUGCACUGCUCCACCUGGCAGACUGGUCGUCUUCUUCGUCCUCGGCCUCCUCACACCUGACUCACCCUCUGUCGGUCUCCCACCAGGUCUUGUCAGCUGCGGGCUUAGCGGCCCCACUGGAGCAUGCUCAGAGACACCCAUUUAUUGUGAUUAGGGAUACACCCAGUCCAGUUCCCAGUAUCAUCACCAUCAGUUCUGAGAGUGAAGAUGAAGGAGAUGGUCUCCGCAGCGGCCGCAGCUGCAGCAAUCGGCACCAUCGCCACCACCACCACCGCAUCCUGCAGGCACAGCAGCACAGCCAGGCACAUCCGUGUGACCGCUACUUUGACCUGAGGACCCUGCCAUGUGACGGAAGCGACACUAGUUUUGCCGACAAUCACUCCUUAAGACGAGGCCGAAGUGGUGCCAGACAAGAUAACAUCUUGAAGACCGGUCCUCUCAUCGGUGAUGGCUUUUUGACAGUUCCUGAUGACCACGAGUCCGACAGCGAGGACAGCUUGACCGCCGGCAGUAACCUGCUGGCUAGUCUCACCAGCGGCAACGGGUCAGCCGCCAGCAUUGCCGCAGCAGCAAUGCCUUGUCCUCCGGCCAGCCCGAGCAGCCUCGGAGGCACCAGCAGUGCUAGGCAACCACACCAGCACCAUCACCACCACCACACUGCCCAACAACAUCUGCAGCAGUCUCAGGUGUUUAAUACCAACAAUGUCAAACAUGAGCUGAUUGACCGACUGCCUGUGUCUCACAGUAUUUUCACACCUCAGUCGUUUGGUGGCGCCAGCAGUAGUUUUUCUCUGCCCCAGUUGCAGGUGUCCGGCUGUAGUACCAGUUCAACUCAUCCCCGCAUCAGCAUCACCAGCGCUGGCCAUGCCAGCGGCAAACAGCAUGCUAAAGUUAGCCCCUAUGUUCCCAAGCAGGAGCUUCUGGCCAGUUUAGACAAGGACAGGCAUCGGGUCCGCUCGCCCAAAAUGGAGAAACUGACCCCCUUUGAGUUAGAGCUCAGUUCGGCUGCAGCUCAGGGCAAGCUGGCGUAUGUUUCUCCCACUGUUCGGGCCGUACCGACUUCUGCGGCCAAAGUGGCAAGUAUCAGUGCUGGGAGCAUUUCUACCGGAGCACCCUGUCUUACUGCCAGGUCCCACUUGGGUGGCCGAGCUGGCGGGAUGAGGCUGUGCGUCCAGCAGGCGGGAGGGGCAGGCAUGAGCCAGUUGUCACCGGUGCAGCUCGGCCAGCCAGUUUUGUUGAACACUUCACAAGCCGAUGUUCACGGUGACUACCGACAGUUAGCUCCCUUGCAUAGUUCUCCGCUGCACCAUUACCUACUGCCUGCACACCAGCACCAGCAGAUGGCGCUGCCGAGCUCGGCUUCCAUCAGGCAGUUUGGUGCGUUCAGCCCGACAGUGGCCCCUCCGCCCGCUCACCAAUCCCCGAGACAGCUGCAGUAUUCCUCCCACCCGCUCCCAGCCCACAUGCACCCGGUGCCAGUGCUGCACCCGACUGGCCUGACACCCACCUACCCAGCUCAGAUACACCCACAUUAUGCCGCGGCUGUUUCUGCUGCUGCUGCCGCGGCGGCUGCUGCUGCGCCUAGUUACCUGGCACCAACCUCCCAACCUGUGGCGCCACCUGGGGUUUACGCCACCUACCAGAUCAGCCCAGUCAAGGCUCGGCAGUUCCAGUACUUUGCUUGA
Molecule: messenger RNA, 3184 nt
Organism: Candidula unifasciata
Lineage: Eukaryota; Metazoa; Mollusca; Gastropoda; Stylommatophora; Geomitridae
Source: the annotation of a GenBank genome assembly